AUGGCCACAAGUGAUCACCGUUAUUCUGUUUUCGUUGGCAACUUGCCACCGAAUACUAUUCAGGGACAUUUCGACACCAUAUUUUCAGGUUGUAAUAUAGCUAGUGUAAGACUAGUAAGAGACAAGCAGACAGAUGAGUUUAAGAGAUAUGCUUACGUUGACUUCAAAGAUGAAGAGUCUCUGAGAAAUGCCUUAUCCAUGGAUGGUGCGACUCUUGAAAAUCACUGUCUGAGGGUCAAUCUGGCGCACGAAAAACCUGGACGUGGUGGAGGUCAAGGCCAUGGGGGGCAGUUUGGCAUGAACAAUGGUUAUGGACGGGGCGGCUUUGGUAACCAUCCACGUGGCAGACCCAGCAUGGGUGGUGGUAGAACAGAAGGUUUCGGUCGACCAGGUCGAGGUGGAUUUGGAGGCCGCAGGGGAUUUGGAAGUCAAAGACAGAGUUAUCAUCCGCCUGGACUUUCGCGUGAACAACCACAAGAAUCAAAUCAAACAAAUCCACAGUUAAGAUGUGGCGAAAUAAGCGCUGAUAAUUCAAACACAGAACGACCGCGACUAAAUCUUAAACCUAGAACUGCCCCCGUAAACACAAAUGAUAAUAGGCAGUUAUCAGAACGCGCCCGCGCAAUAUUCGGUACUGGACGUCCCAGAGAAGCUAGUCCGCUCCGUGCACAAGGCAGUAGCAAAGGACCUGACUCAGAAGAAAGUGUCACCAGUUCUGGUUAA
Molecule: messenger RNA, 723 nt
Organism: Trichobilharzia regenti
Lineage: Eukaryota; Metazoa; Platyhelminthes; Trematoda; Strigeidida; Schistosomatidae
Source: the annotation of a GenBank genome assembly